Molecule: messenger RNA, 1437 nt
Organism: Paraglomus brasilianum
Lineage: Eukaryota; Fungi; Glomeromycota; Glomeromycetes; Paraglomerales; Paraglomeraceae
Source: the annotation of a GenBank genome assembly
AUGUCGACAUAUAAUACAAUUCGAUCAUCUCGAUUCUGCUCGCGCUCUAUUUCAAGACAUUAUACGCAUGAAUCACUCAGAUGUUCUAGUUCUACCGCUGGAUCUAGUCCAAGAACGCUCUUAUCACAGCUUUUUCUGCCCACUGCGAAAGAAGUCCAUGAGGGAACAUCGAAGCAUACUGGACAGAGUCAUCGAUUGAUGAUUCGGGCGGGUUUAAUAAGACAAUCGUCAUCGGGUAUUUUUUCGUUUCUCCCGUUCGGCCUGCGUUCGCUUAGAAAAGUCGAAAAAAUUAUCGACGAAGAAAUGGAGAGUAUAGGGGCUCAAAAGCUAUCGCUUCCUAUAUUAUUAAAUGCCAAUUCAUGGCGACAAACUGGACGAUGGGAAACCGUUGGCAGUGAGCUUUUCCGUCUCAAAGAUCGCAAGCAAUCCGAGUUUUGCCUUGCUCCAACCCAUGAAGAAGAGAUUACGCUUUUGGUAGCCGAAGAAAUCUCUUCCUACAGACAGCUUCCCCUCAGGCUAUAUCAGAUUGGUGAAUAUAAUCAUGCGUAUGGACAAGGCAGGAAAUACAGAGAUGAGAUGCGACCGAGAUCGGGUUUAUUAAGAGGUCGUGAGUUCAUGAUGAAGGAUCUAUACACUUUUGACAAGACUGAAGAAGCCUCGAUGAAUACAUACGAAGAAGUUGUGGAUGCAUACAAAAGAAUCUUUUCUAGAAUCGGACUCCCUUAUGUUGUGGCUGAAGCUGACACUGGAAACAUUGGUGGAACUACAUCUCACGAGUUUCAUUUCCAGUCUGAAGCGGGAGAAGAUGUUGUAUUUUCAUGUUCCAACUGUGGAUAUAUGGCGAACGAAGAGCGCGCAUAUGGAAUCAAAGCAGGCGAUUUGUGCACCAGAUGUUCAGCAGAUAUACCAAUAACGAGCAGUCGUGCUAUUGAAGUGGGACAUACUUUUCUGCUCGGUACCAAAUAUUCAUCCGUUCUCAAAGCCGAGUUCACGCCAGAAGAUCCAGUUACUCCAGGCGAGAGACGACCAAUGCAAAUGGGAUGCUACGGACUCGGUCUAUCACGUAUAGUAGCCGCAAUAGUUGAAACAUCUCAUGAUGAACACGGUAUCGUCUGGCCCUUCUCUGUUGCUCCGUACAGAGUUUGUAUCGUUCCCGGACUAAAGGAUGUUAAAGUUUCUGACACGGUUGAGCGUCUGUAUGAUAUGCUGAAUGAUAAAAAAGAGUUGAAGGGCGAAAUAGUGAUUGAUGAUAGGAUGGGCUUUUCACUUGGGCACCGAUUAAAAGAUGCCGAAUUGGUUGGGUAUUCUUGGAUAAUCGUAUUGGGGAAAAACUUUCUUGAGGGUGGCAAAAUCGAAGUCCAAGACAGAAAGACAAGGCAGAAGAACUACAUAGAGAUUGACAGUGUUGGGGAUUAUGUAGUGAAUGAAUAUUCGUGA